CUUUUUCAGUUCCACAUGGUGGCAGACCUCCAGGAGGCAAGAAAAGACACGUUUUACUUCCACGGGAGCAUUUUAAAGUAAAUCGCAUCUCAUUCUCGUGUCCUUUCUUUGCAGUUUACCAGGUCUUUGAAAGCGUGGCCAAAAAAUAUGAUGUAAUGAACGAUUCAAUGACUCUUGGGAUCCAUCGAGUGUGGAAGGAUAUCCUCAUUCAUAAAAUGAACCCUUUCCCAGGAAUGCUUCUUCUUGAUGUUGCUGGAGGAACAGGUGACAUCGCCUUUCGAUUUCUUAAUUAUGUUCGCUCUGCACGAGAACGCCAGCUCCAGCGGAGGCUUAAGCACCAUCAGAAUUUAUCGUGGCAGGAAAUUUCUGAGAGUUACCAGGAAGAGAAAUGCAAGUCGCUAGGGGAUUCCCAGGUGGUGGUCUGUGACAUUAACAAAGAAAUGUUAAAAGUUGGGAAGCAGAAAGCACAGCAUCUUGGCUACUCCGAAGGCUUGUCCUGGGUACUUGGGAAUGCUGAAGAGUUGCCCUUUGACGACGAUAAGUUUGAUGUUUACACAAUUGCCUUUGGAAUCCGAAAUGUAACUCGUAUUGAUUUGGCGCUUGAGGAGGCCUAUCGUGUGCUGAAGCCAGGAGGAAGAUUUCUCUGCCUUGAAUUUAGUCACGUCAGCAACCCUCUUCUUUCCAGGCUCUAUGAUCUGUACAGUUUCCAGGUUAUCCCUGUUCUGGGCGAGGUUAUCGCUGGUGACUGGAAGUCUUACCAGUAUCUCGUGGAGAGCAUCCGACGUUUCCCCCCUCAGGAGGAGUUGAAGGCAAUGAUAGAAGAUGCAGGGUUUUUAAAAGUGGAUUUUCAGAAUUUAAACUCGGGCAUUGUUGCCAUUCACUCAGGUUUCAAACUGUGAGUCUGCUGUGUAGCAAAACACAGGAAGUGUACUUUUCCUGAGGAAUAUGAAAGCUGUGGAAUU
This is a messenger RNA of Nipponia nippon (crested ibis), 962 nucleotides long. Lineage: Eukaryota; Metazoa; Chordata; Aves; Pelecaniformes; Threskiornithidae. The record is from RefSeq and is a predicted model, not a curated record.